UCAAAGUCUGUUAAAAAAAUGUACAAAAACAUUUUGGGGUGACGUGUCAUUCAGUACAAAUAGUUCCUCAACGUAGCAAACGUUCAAGCGAACUGAACGCACCUCCUGUUCAGAGGUUGAACUACACUGAAGAGGCAUACGACCACAGGAUUUCACCAGCUGAAGGUCUACUGGUCGGUUCUCGUUGGAAGAUGUCACACAGUAGUUGAUGGAGCUCAGAAUUUACCUUUUAGUGUCAUAAAUUCCACCAGUCAGAAUCUCUGGGCCUAAAUAACCCACCAUUCCAUCGUCGGAAGAUCCAGAUCGGGAAGCACUGGAAUAAAAAUCAUCAUGAAUAAAGGGACCCCUGACAUAAUAGGACCCAUCUUGUCUGCAUUCCACAGUAAGAACCUCAUACCAACGGUCAAACGUGGUGUUAGUGUGAAAGUUUGGGGAUGCUUUGCCGCCUCAGGACCUGGACAACUUGCUGUAAUGGAAGGAACCAUGAACUCUGCUCUGUAUCAGAGAAUUCUACAGGAAAAUGUCAGACCAUCUGUCUGUGAGCUGAAGCUGAAGUGCAGCUGUGUUAUGUAGCAAGACAAUGAUCCAAAACACACACUCAAGUCUACAUGAAAAUAGCUAAAAAUCAACACAUUUAAAGUUCUGGAAUGGCCUAGUCAAAUUCUAGACCUAAUCCCAAUUGAGAUGUUGAGAAAGGACUUGAAAUGAGGAGUUCAUGCUUGAAAACCCACAAAUGUCGCUGAGUUAAAUCAAUUCUGCAUGGAAGAGUGGGCCAAAAUUCCUCUACAGCAACUUGAGAGACUGAUCAACAGCUACAAGAAGCGUUUGGUUGGAGUCAUUGCAGCUAAAAGGUGGCAAUUCGUUUUUUUACACAGGGGUAUUGGAAAGUUUGUUUAUGAAAUAUAUUAUAUGUAUGUAAUUGUGUAAUUUGUUCACUCAGGUUCCCUUUAUCUAAUAUUAGGUAUGGGUCAAAGUUCUGAUAACAUUCGAUAUCAAAAUAUGCAAAAGUAGAGGAAAUUGGAAAGGAGGCAAAUAGUUUUUCACAGCACUGUAUAUGCAAAAUCAAUGAUAUCAUGUGUGGUGGUGCUUCCUGCUCUGUCCCCAUCCUGCACUUGCUAAGAAUGUCCAACCUUGUGGUCCACUAUAAAAAGACAAAUGCACAGAAAGUGGAAUCUUCCUGAUUCUAACAAUGAAAUUAAAAUGCACUUGUUCUAGCUUGUGCUGAGACUUGUGGUUUAUGACAAAACAUAAUGUUGUUAAUAUAGUAGUGACUAUAAACAUUGGUAGAGCUACGGAGAAAUGUCCCUUUAAUGUCCUUGGUUUCUAAGACCAUAUCAGAUGAUCUCUAGAAUAGGUUUAGCAACAUACUGUUUCUCAGAAAUUAUAACAUCUUUGAUAAACAUGCCGAAAUAUCACUCCUGGUAAAGGCCUGUAAACAAGUUGAAUUUAAUUACCAUACAAAUCUAUCAAAAAGACGUUUGUAACUGCUCAGCCCCAAACAAAUUCGCUUGAAAGCAAUUAUAUCCAUCCACAUACAACAAUAAGAGGUGCACUGUACCAAUUAAUUUAGCACUUUAAUGGAUUGUAAAACAACAACUGCAUAUUCCAUGAUAGAAAGAUAUAACACAGAUCAAAACGUCUGACAUUUCUUAUAAUAGCUGGGAUUUAAGCUACUUAAAAUAAAUAUGGAAAUGUACUCGUAUUGUGCAUGAGUAUUAGAAUACCAUGAUAGACUUCUAAAAGGGUAUGUCGUUUCAGUAUUAAGUUACCUGUUUAUAAUAUGAAUUUUUAUUACAAGGAAAGUUCUUACCAAUGAAUGUGUUGUCUCUUCUAUUUACCUUUUACUUUACAUCUGGAAAAAAACAAACAUUAAAUACUCCUCUUUAAAUGUUCUGUCAUCCUAAAUUUGGACAAGAGGACACACCCCCUAUAUUUUCCGUUAUCGUUUUUGUGACAUUAUAUGCAGGGCUAUCUCUAUUUUAAAGUAGUCAAUUUCCACCACCUACUGUGCAGGAUUGUGUAUAGUUUAAACAGCAAUAAAGCCAAGUCCCUAAACAGUGCUGGAAUAUUUGUUCAGAAAUACAAUCAGCGAUGGUGUCAAGGUUACUGUCUGUAUAAGUGGGUGUUCCCUCUCUCGAGCGACCUCACAGUUCCUUUAAUAAUCUCUGGCAUGCUCACGCGAGAGAGGGAACAGUUGACUCUGGGCUAUUUAGCUCGCCCCACCAGGGGCUUUAAGUAGACCAGAGUGGCCCUGCCCGAUAAGAACAUUUUAGGGAGCCGAGUGUUUUUCUUUCUCUUCUGUGUCUGAUAUAAUACGUUGCCUGAUCCCUCCUGCUGACCUGGAUGGACUUUACGGAUUCCUCCUGGGAUGGCAGGUAACCUAGCGGUUAAGAGUGUCAGCUUGAAGAGAUGGCAUCGUCCAUGUCAGAGGACCAGUUCCUGUGCUCCAUCUGUCUAGGUGUUUUCACCAACCCAGCUACAAUCCCAUGUGGACACACAUUUUGCAAGCCUUGUCUCGAGGCCUAUUGGAACACUAGAGGAGACCCUGCAAUCUGUGCUCUGUGCAAGACUAGCUUCACACCAACCCCCAACAUCCAGGUCAACAUAGUCUUGAGAGGCCUUGUGGAAAGCUUCAAGGGGGCAAGUGGAGGGGACGAGGCCGUCGACCAGCCGACUGUGGCUCCUGGAGAGGUCUCCUGUGACGUAUGCAUAGGAGACAGGAUGCCCAAGGCCGUCAAGACCUGCCUGGUGUGUUUGUCGUCGUACUGCCUGGAGCAUGCAAGGGUCCACAAUGCCCGGUUUUCCAGGCACCAGCUAGUCAGACCCCUGGCUAACCUGGAGGAAAGGAUGUGUCCGACCCACAACAGGCUCCUGGAGCUUUACUGCCGCACUGACAAGACCAUGCUGUGUGUGGCGUGUGACGCUCACCAGGCGCCGGCCCACCAGGUUGUGUCGAUGCAGGUAGAGUUCUUGGCUCAGAAGGCUCAGCUGGCUAAAGACCAGACAGUGGUCAAGGAGAAGCUGAAGGCCACUCGGAAUGAGGCAGAGAAAUUAAACUCUUCAGUCCUACUCUGUGAGAAUAAAGCAGCGAGGCAAAUCGAGUUUGUGAAUGAGUUCCGCCUAGCCCUGGUCAGCAAGGUGGGGCUGAUUUACGAUCGCUACAACACUGAGGCCUCGAGGAGAGUGGACGAGCUGGUGAGGACAGCUUCCCAUUGGAACCGUGCGCUUGAAGAAGACAUCACAGCUCUGAUGAGCAGAGUUUUUGCACUGGAGCGGGUGAUUGGCUCCUCAGACUCCUUUGAGCUUCUUAAUAAUCUUCCCUCUCUCCCUCCUGCUCCUCUAGAUGGUAUCAGAGGACAAUGCAGCGUCAACAUCCCCACAGAUCUACUGGGGAACCUUGUGGAGCAUUUCAUGCAAAACAUUGCCAAACUACCUAAGAUGGGCUACUUGACUACAAACGGCAAUGCUGGCUCAGAGAUUGCCUUGGUUAAAGAGUUCACGGUUGAGGUGACUCCUGACCCCAGCACAGCCCACCCAUCGCUGCUGUUCAGAAGGGGGUCCCAUGGUUGUGAGAUUCGGGUGGACCGGAGCAAGAUGGCUAGGAAGUUCCCCCUGUCGGCCCAGCGCUUCACCCAGGUGCCGUGCGUCCUCGCCACCCAGGGGUUCAGCAGCCAUCGAGCCUACUGGGAGGUUGAGGUGGAGGACUGGGUUGGAAAUGGAUCUGAUGUGUGGUUUAUAGGUGUGGCAACUGAGUCCUCCAUGACUUCUCGAGGGGUGAGUCUCACCCCUGAGAAGGGGUUCUGGGUCCUGGUACAUCGUGAGGGGAGGCUUUGGCCCACCCCUGCCACCAACCCUACGGCCAUCGUAACACAAAUGAGAAAGGCACAUGUGGGUGUGUACUUCGACGGGCGGAAGCGACUCGUGUCAUUCUACGACAUUCAUCUCGGUCAUCACCUCUACACGUACAACCACGUGCCAACCAAUGAAAGACUCUUCCCUGUCUUCAGCCCUGACUUCUUCUGUUCUGCAUUCAAACCUGCCAACCACGCCAUGAUUGUUAGAACCCACACUGCCACAAACCACCAACGUGGACGAUGAUGCUCAUUGACAGUCCAAUCCUUUUGGGGCAGAGUUCUUGUCAGGAUCAUUAGAAAAUGGUGAAUUCAAAAAUGUUUUAAAGAGGUAUUGUUCUAUGAAUGUUGUGUGUGAAGUUUUACAAAAUAAAAUAUAUUUUAUUUA
Molecule: messenger RNA, 4239 nt
Organism: Salvelinus namaycush (lake trout)
Lineage: Eukaryota; Metazoa; Chordata; Actinopteri; Salmoniformes; Salmonidae
Product: E3 ubiquitin-protein ligase TRIM17-like
Exons: 11
Coding region: 2410-4098 (562 amino acids)
Molecular function (GO): protein binding; zinc ion binding
Source: RefSeq, a predicted model, not a curated record